This is a messenger RNA of Symbiodinium pilosum, 743 nucleotides long. The record is from the annotation of a GenBank genome assembly. Lineage: Eukaryota; Dinophyceae; Suessiales; Symbiodiniaceae.
GACAGUCCGACAGCACCCUGGGAGAUCGCGCGCGGGCCGUGAACACCUACCGUGAGAUGUGCGUGUCCCUCGGGUUGGCAGAUGAGACCACCAGCGGCGCGGCCCCAGAAGUGCUCUCGGCAAGACGUGUGGAGGAUUCCGGGCUGUGGCUACAAUACAUGGACUUUAAGAGAUCCAUUCAAAAGAAGCUGAUUGAGUCGGGCCAGGAACGCUGCGAACUGCCGCAGGAGGUUGGAGGGGGUUUGGGACAUGCCUCCCUGUGGGCGGAGCUCGACGCGGAGCGCCUGGAAGCCCGCGACCUUUCCGCAUCCGUCAACGAGCUGCUGCUUUGGCAUGGAACAUCCCGCGAGGCCGCAGAGUCAAUCGCGGAGCAAGGUUUCGCAGUUUCCGAGAAGAGCACUCAUGGACGCCGGUACGGCCCAGGCAUCUACCUUGCUGAGGAGCUAUCCAAAAGCAUCAGCUAUUGCCCCGAAAAGGCAGGCUCGAAGUACGUUCUCCUCUGCCGAGCGGUGUGUGGCGAGACCUACUACACCGAAAAAGGUUGGCACGACGAGGCUGGAAAAGAAGCCGCGACAAACGGAAAGCACUCGGUGCUCGCAAAUCCUGGCAAGCAGGGCCCGCGCGAGUACAUCCUCCUGGAGUCUGCACAGGUCUACCCAGAGUACAUUGUGGAGUUUUCUGAGGAGCCCGCGCAUCCUGACACCCGAGCCAAGCAGACACGGGUUUAUUCUUUAAAUCUCUGA